UAUACAAGUUUAGAAGAAUUUGAAAAUGAUAUUUAUUUAAUAUUUUGCAAUUGUUAUAAAUAUAAUGAUGUUGAAAGUGAAAUAUAUAGUUUAGAUAAAGCAUUAGAAUGUAUUUUUAAUAAAAAUGUUAUUCUUCAAGAUAGACAAACAAGAGAAUUAAAAAAAGUCUUAGAAAAAACAAAUUCAAAUUUUAGAAUAAAAUAA
Molecule: messenger RNA, 204 nt
Organism: Rhizophagus irregularis DAOM 181602=DAOM 197198
Lineage: Eukaryota; Fungi; Glomeromycota; Glomeromycetes; Glomerales; Glomeraceae
Source: RefSeq, a predicted model, not a curated record